CCACCGCGCCCGGCCUGGGAGGGGCUUUUCAAGGAUCUACGCUUUAGAGUUUACACCAUCCUUCCAAAUCUUAGCUGCGUUUCCGGGAACUGAGCUGUGUUUACCUUGGCUUCCGAUUACCUUGGCAACAAGUUUCCUGCAAGGAACAGGCGCAGCUCCACACCCUCGAACCUGCUCCCCACCCCCUGCCUUUCAAUAGCCAUCUUCCUGGAGCCGGAGGCCUCCCAGAUUAAGGGCGGGGUACUGGCCCUUUAGACUUGACCUACGAAGGCGGACGGAGCUAAAACUGACGUCAACCGGAAUGUGAGCGGUGUCAGACACGUGGUACAAGGAGGCAUUCAUCUUGGAACAGGGCAACUGGCAUUUCGGCUCUGGAAGUAUCUUUAACAUAAUGUUAGGGAAGCAUCUGUUCUUGGCUGCCUUUCUUUAAUUGCUUUUCCAAUACUCUCGCGAUGAUUCCACUCUCGAACAAAGGAUGAAAUUAUAGAAUCAUACUUUUCUUCCACCCCCACCUCCACACUCUAGUGCCCAUAUUAAAAAUGGCGGCCGCCGCCUUCCGCAGUGAUAGUUGUUCAGCGAAUAAGAUCCGGGCGGAAACAGUAGGUAGGCAGGUGCAGCGAGGCAGAACCUAGGUUGCUUUAGAGAGGUUUUCAGGGGUCCCGAAGGCGGCUCAAGUCACAGUUGUUGGGUUUUGCUCAGAUUGGUGUGGGAAGAGCCUGCCUGUGGGGAGCGGCCACUCCAUACCGCUGAGGCCUCAGGACUGCUGCUCAGCUUGCCCGUUACCUGAGGAGGCAGCGGAGCCGGGCCCCUGACCGGUCACCAUGUGGGCCUUACCGGAAUUGCCCAUGCCGCUGCUGGUGAAUUUGAUUGUCUCGUUGCUGGGAUUUGUGGCCACAGUCACCCUCAUCCCGGCCUUCCGGGGCCACUUCAUCGCUGCGCGCCUCUGUGGUCAGGACCUCAACAAAUCCAGCCGACAGCAGAUCCCAGAAUCCCAGGGAGUGAUCAGCGGUGCAGUUUUCCUUAUCAUCCUCUUCUGCUUCAUUCCUUUCCCCUUCCUGAACUGUUUUGUGAAGGAGCAGUGUAAGGCAUUCCCCCACCAUGAAUUUGUGGCCCUGAUAGGUGCCCUCCUUGCCAUCUGCUGCAUGAUCUUCCUGGGCUUUGCGGAUGAUGUACUGAAUCUGCGCUGGCGCCAUAAGCUGCUGCUACCCACAGCUGCCUCACUACCUCUCCUCAUGGUCUAUUUCACCAACUUUGGCAACACGACCAUCGUGGUGCCCAAGCCCUUCCGCCCGAUUCUUGGCCUGCAUCUGGACUUGGGAAUCCUGUACUAUGUCUACAUGGGGCUGCUGGCAGUGUUCUGUACCAAUGCCAUCAAUAUCCUAGCAGGAAUUAACGGCCUAGAGGCUGGCCAGUCACUAGUCAUUUCUGCUUCCAUCAUUGUCUUCAACCUUGUAGAGUUGGAAGGUGAUUGUCGAGAUGAUCAUGUCUUUUCCCUCUACUUCAUGAUACCCUUUUUUUUCACCACUUUGGGAUUGCUCUACCACAACUGGUACCCAUCACGGGUGUUUGUGGGAGAUACCUUCUGUUACUUUGCUGGCAUGACCUUUGCCGUGGUGGGAAUCUUGGGACACUUCAGCAAGACCAUGCUACUAUUCUUCAUGCCCCAGGUGUUCAACUUCCUCUACUCACUGCCUCAGCUCCUGCAUAUCAUCCCCUGCCCUCGCCACCGCAUACCCAGACUCAAUAUCAAGACAGGCAAACUGGAGAUGAGCUAUUCCAAGUUCAAGACCAAGAGCCUCUCUUUCUUGGGCACCUUUAUUUUAAAGGUGGCAGAUAGCCUCCGGCUGGUGACAAUCCACCAAAGUGAGACUGAGGAUGGUGAAUUCACUGAAUGUAACAACAUGACCCUCAUCAACUUGCUACUUAAAAUCUUUGGGCCCAUACAUGAGAGAAACCUCACAUUGCUCCUGCUGCUGUUGCAGAUCCUGGGCAGUGCCAUCACCUUCUCCAUUCGAUACCAGCUCGUCCGACUCUUCUAUGAUGUCUGAGUCCCUUGAUCAUUGUCCUUUACCUCACAGUCUCUAGGAUUCCUCACUCAGGCUGACCUCUCUCUGGACCAAGACUGCCUCCUGGCCAAGGCGUCUCACUUUUCAUGCUCCUCCAGAUUUUGUUCUCAGCAUUUUCCUUUCCCUGUGAUCACUGGCAUCCUGGGCGUUUCUUGUCCUCUACUGACGACUGAUUGGACUUUGCCUAUGGCCUCCUGCAACUUGCCACUCUCUCCCUCUCCAUCCCAUCUUUGCAGCCUCAUAGGGUGGGAUGCAGCAGUUUUUUGUUUGUUUUUUUUUUUUUUGCAGUUAUCCACACUCAAAUUUCAGAGUCCUGACUUUCAAGGAACUGCUGGUCUUUGGGAUAGAACUUAGGCCAGGGCUAGGGACACAGGCUCCAAGGUGACAUGUCAUUUGAUUGUAAAUUAAGUGUUCUGAUUAGUAAGAGCUGAGCAGGGGGCCACAUGCUCCCAAUGCAGACAAUAAAGUGUUGUCUUUUUCUUAUUGUU
Cebus imitator (Panamanian white-faced capuchin) is the source of this 2554-nucleotide messenger RNA. RefSeq names its product dolichyl-phosphate N-acetylglucosaminephosphotransferase 1 (gene DPAGT1). Gene Ontology annotation, cellular component: membrane. NCBI's taxonomy places the organism in Eukaryota, Metazoa, Chordata, Mammalia, Primates, Cebidae. Gene Ontology annotation, biological process: protein N-linked glycosylation; dolichol-linked oligosaccharide biosynthetic process. Gene Ontology annotation, molecular function: UDP-N-acetylglucosamine-dolichyl-phosphate N-acetylglucosaminephosphotransferase activity. The transcript has 9 exons. The coding region runs from base 822 to 2048 and encodes 408 amino acids. The record is from RefSeq and is a predicted model, not a curated record.